Gasterosteus aculeatus aculeatus (three-spined stickleback) is the source of this 6686-nucleotide messenger RNA. RefSeq names its product ATPase family AAA domain containing 5a (gene atad5a). Gene Ontology annotation, molecular function: ATP hydrolysis activity; DNA clamp unloader activity; DNA binding. The record is from RefSeq and is a predicted model, not a curated record. Gene Ontology annotation, cellular component: nucleus. NCBI's taxonomy places the organism in Eukaryota, Metazoa, Chordata, Actinopteri, Perciformes, Gasterosteidae.
CCAGCAGAGGCAGUCGUCCGUUUUUCAGACCCCUCGCCAUCUUGGUUUUGGCCCGGCUACGUCAGGCUACGACGCAUUCAUUUCCUCUCCUGCGAUUGGUGGAACGCGGUCGUGACGAACGUCACGUAUAUUUGGCGCUCUUCCUUCGAGGCCGGUCUGGCGCGUUUUUGAAAGAGCAACAAAGUCCAGAAACAUGUAUUUUGAAGUCCUCCCUGGAACAAUUCGGAGAAUAUCCGCGUGACGCGUUUUUUUCCCCCCAGUCGGCCUUCAUACGUCCGUGGCGGACAUGUCGGGUCCGUUUCUGGUGCGCGCGAGGAGCGCAGCUGCUGUGAGAAUAGCGUCUUUUACCGAAGUCUGCUAGCUCGUUGUUUUUGCUCUCGUGCUCGAACGGCUGCUGGCUCCACACUGCUGUCCGCACCACACCGGGAGCUUUGCGUCUGUUGUUUAUCCGCACGCUGUGGGGAGUGAAGGGGAGAAAGGCUCUCUGAAGUUACACGUUCAUUUCAUUUUUUGUUUUAGCGGUGCCUUAAAGUUAUGGCUGGUGUUGUGGCAAUGGCAUCUGUCAUUGAGGACUUUGACACACAGCCUGGCAAGAAAUCUCGCAAAGAUGGCGGCAGUCAUUGUGUCAAGACAAUCACAAAUUAUUUCUCUCCUGUGCCCAAGCCCGUGGAGAAACCCUUUUCUCCCCCUCGCUCCAACAACAUCGCAGACUACUUUGACCGGAAGGCACCGUCCUCUAAAGCGAAGACCGGCUCCCCCGAGCCGUUGAAAGAGAAGUGUGAGACGUCGCAGCCCUCAGAAAAACCCACCGGCGCAGAGGCGGCCGUGACGCGGCCAUCCCAGAAACGGAAGAGAAAGGCCGGCAAAGUUGCGAGAAAACUUGUGGAGGCCGAAACCGUUAGCUUCGCCGAGGAGCCGAGCUGCCCGAUCGCAGAGAAGCCACAUGGUGACAGAGACUCGGCAGCGGAAGCAAUCGGCAGCUGUGGGACUCUUUCCAGUGACGCGGCGGCCCCCGUCGCCCAGCUUAGUGCAGAGGUUUGUGUCGCUGCCAUUAAGACCGUCGGCGUUGACCAGGUGGGAGAAGGUGGUCGCGAAUGUGGGAACGGUGUUAAACUUAAUCCAGAGCUGAGCAGUAUCGGAUUAUCUCCGAUUGUACCUUCAAAAGACAAACCGAAACGAGUGAAAACCGCUGCACGGAAUUCGAGGAAGGCAAAGCAUUCAGAACCAGAGGAGAGCGAAAAAGAGAGCUCCUUGUGUGAUGUUAGCAUGGAGGUCAAUGUGGAUGAGGCCUCAAGGUUAAACAACAGCACAGUCACCAUCUCCUUUGAAGAUUUUGUGCACAGCCAGAGCCAAGACGGCGGCGAAGGUGAGCAGGACAGAGAAGACAAAAGUAAGGCAGAAGCAGUGGACACUGACCGGUUGCGCACCCCUCAAGCCGAACAAAAUGUCUGUUCAGAAGUCUCAGCUUUUUACGUCUCCCCCCGAACUAUCACCAUCCAGGCUGAAGUGCAUGUCAUCUCACCCAAAGAUCAAGCGGCCAUGGCGGGGGGGAAAGUGGCUUCCAUCUUCAACAGAGGAAAGAGGACGUCGAGCCCUUUGUCGUCUUCUCGCCAGGAGGCCGAGCUGCCACUUUCUCCCUCUUCUCACACCGUCCGCCGUAAAUCCAAUGUGGUUCUUCUGGAGGAGGAUUUAGAGCUGGAUGUGCUUGAGAGUGAUUCGGUGCCCAAGUGCAAAGAGGCAGAGAGGAAGCACUUCAUGGCGGCCUUCAAGCAGCCGGGCCCGGAGGGGACCAAAACCAAGCCUGUCAAGAGCCAGAGCAAGCAGAGGCCACCUGGAGAGAAGGCUGGGGACGAUGCGGACAAAGUUGCUGAAGAAGACACUUUGAUUCCACUCUCUGUUGAGCGAGUCCCUGCUGCCGCUCGGGAAGACAAAGCGGUUAAAAAGAAACCAACGAGAAAAGGAAGAAAAAAAGCUCAAGAAGAAGAAGAAGUAGAAGAAGAGGCCACCGCCUCCCCACCUGGAGCUGCUCCCGUGGCAGAAACCGUGGCAACGGUUGGUGAGGUCGAAGAUGAAGAAGAGGUGCUUCCUGGUGGCUCCACCUCAACCCCCUGCAUCCCGAGGGCGCGGAGGUCCAAGAGAGAAGCUGCAGUCCGGCGAGCACCGGAGCUUUCCCCAACAAGCCCGAUCCGAAAAACCAGGAAACGCAGCGGCUCAAAGGACACUGCUGCUCCACCUGCUGCUCCACCUGCUGCUGCUUCUCCACCCAAUGCCGGCCCCGCAGUGAUCACCACCCCAAAGAUACGCAAGUCCAAACGCCCAGUCUUCGUUGCACAGCUGGUGUGCCCACCCGACACAAAAGAAAGCCCGAUCAGGAUCAAAUUCACUAAAGUCCAUAAAAACGUUUCCACGACCAAGCAUGAAAGUGGCAUAAACACUUCUUUGGCCGCUAAAACAACCAAUGAGUCUAAAAAAAGGAAGCAGGCGAAGAAAUUGGUGGAAAAAGCCCGAGUCAUUCAGCAAAGUAAAAAGAAGGCUGGGAAGGAAAAGGUCAGCAGGAGGCGUUCGUCACGAGGCGGGUCGUUGGGCAAGAAGAGCCUCCAUGAAGACGAGGAUUCUGUCAUCUGCCUGGACGACCAGAUGGCAGAAAAGAGUAAAACCCAGAAGCCUUUGCGCAGUCUGAACGAAGUUCUGGGAAGGGCAUCGGUUGGAAAGGAGACCAAAGCCGUCCCAGCCUCCGAAGGGACGUCGGCGGGACAAGACAAGGGCGCUCGGAAGGCGUCCGCCGUGAUCUCCAUCUUCGACGACAGCAGCUCCGAAGCCUCCCAGGACGACGAGCAAUUCAGAGCGCGCAAAGAGUUCCUGAAGAGCGGCCUGCCGGAGUCUUUCAGGAAGCAGAUGGCGAGGACGGCGGCGAGCAGGGAGGCGUACUCCCUCUCCUGCUCCUCCUUCCAGCCCGUUGUUCAUGUGGAGCAGCCGCCUCACGAUUGUCCUCUGUGGAGUCUGCUGUGGCCCGUGUCCUCGUUACUCUGUCAUCUAAAGGAGCCCUGGUGCCUGACAUCCAGCUCGCCCCCAUCGGUUACCGGCCCCCUUUGUGUGAAGACCAAACCACAGCGUAGAGUCUUUCCUCAACGGGGUUCUGGCUGGAGGGCGGAGAUCUCUGAAAGUGUCCGGCAGCUUCUAAUGGAGGAGGUCAGCACCUCCAACCCUCCUUUCCCCAUCCAGAUGUUCACCACUCGCUUCCUGAAGAGACGCGCCGACCACCAUAUUCAGCAGCAGCAGAGCGCUGCCUCAGAGGCGGCAACCAGAGUCCCGGGCGCCGCGCUGCUGGCCGAACCGGUCGGAGGGAAGAGGAAGAGGACUGAUGACGAGGGGGGGGUCUCUGUGAAGGUGGCCAAGAAGCAACGGGCCAACCGCGGAAUGGAAGAGAAGUUUGCGUCUGAGCCAGCAAAACGGGGCCGUGCCAGACGAACGAGGAGGUCGAGGCCGGAGGAGGAAGAGGAGGAAGCUCGGCCUGCAGUCCAAACUGCACCCGUCACAUCGGAUGACUCGGUGAUUGUGAUCGAUGACUCAUCGAGAGGAGAGAACGCUGGGAGAAAAGAGGUGGUGAGAGAGGACGUGUUGUGGACGGACAAAUAUCAGCCUCAACACUCCAGCGACAUUGUCGGUAACACUUCCUCAGUGAGGAGGCUGCACAGCUGGUUGAAGGAAUGGAAACUCCGUGCAGACCGCGAGGAGAGAAAAAAGCAGAAAGACAAGAAACAAGAGGAAGGCAGCAACGACUCUGACUGGGACUGCGGUGAAGAGGACUCCCAGGACGGAGAGGACAUGUUGUGCAAUACGAUGCUCAUCACCGGACCCACAGGAAUAGGAAAGACAGCUGCGGUCUACGCUUGUGCCCAGGAGCUGGGCUUCAAGGUGUUCGAGGUGAACGCUUCGUCCCAGCGUAGCGGGCGUCUGAUUCUGUCCCAGCUGAAGGAAGCCACUCAGUCUCACCAGGUGGACAGCCAGGGGGUCAACGCCCACAAACCCAGCUACUUCAACAGCUACGGCUCGAGCAGCAGUGGCGGGUCUCUCCGGCUCGGAUCCUCGCCCAGUACGUCCCGAGGAAGGGUGAGCUCUCCUCGUAGAGUGGUGUCUUCUCCCAGGAAGCCUCCCCAGUCCCCUCGAGGUGCUAAACGAGGGAGCCUGGCCCCCACCUCUCUGGCCAACUUCUUCAAAAUGGGUCAACCUGUCUCCAAGGAGACUCCUAUCUCCAAGAAGAAGGAACAAACAGCUGACUCCAAGAAAAUAAUGAAAACAAACGAGUGCGCCAACAAGCAGAAAGAGAAUAGCAGCGAAGAACAGAGCAAGAAGACGGCCACCUCGCUCAUCCUGUUUGAAGAAGUCGAUGUCAUCUUGGAUGAUGACUCGGGGUUUCUAGCCGCCAUCAAGACAUUCAUGACGACCACGAAGAGGCCGGUUGUCCUCACCAGCAGCGAUCCCGCUUUCAGCUCCAUGUUUGACGGCAACUUUGAAGAGAUUAUUUUCAAAACGCCCUCAGUGUCGGACGUCGGCAGCUUCCUGCGGCUCUUGUGUCUGACGGAGGACAUGAGGACCGACCCGCCGGACAUCAGCUCUCUGCUCCGACUCAACGGCUGCGACAUCCGGCAGAGUCUGCUGCAGCUGCAGUUCUGGACUCGCAGCGACGGAGGCCGUCGCGUGACCAGAGCGCUGACACCCACCAGAAGACAUGAAGCCGAUCUAAAGCCGGAGACAGCUGACCAGGCGUCUGCCGUGGACCCUCUCCCCCCCCGCGACACCGGCUGCACAGAGAGCAUGCUGGGUCUUUUGAACGUCGAGCCCAAGGGAGACAUCUGGGAGCGGCUCAGGAGUCCCACGGAGGCGAUGUCCUGCCUGGAGCUGCUGUCCAACGGCAAGCGGCGAGGAGUGGACCUGCUCUACUGCAACCUUGAGACACUCCUACCCCUCCCGCUGACAUGGCUGAGCACCGCCAGGCCAGAGCAAUCGGUUCCUGCCCCGCAAGAGCAUCCAAAGGAGCUGCCACCACACGCCAGCCUGCCGCACACCGCAGAGUCAGCAGAAUGCUCGGAAGACGGCAGUCCGAUCAAAAUGUCCAACAGAAUGAGGAAGAGCAAGAAGCGGCACGUUUCGCUCCACCCGGACGAACCCCACUCCGACUCAGACUCGGAAGACGGCUUUCUCUCCAUCAGCAAGCCGCACGUCGCUCCUCGGGCGGAGCAGGACCGCAGAGAGACUUCUGUUCGGCCGGCGGCGAAGAGGAAGCCGCUGACCCGCGAGGAGCGGCUAAAAAGCCUCCCGGUCUCCCAGUGCCUGCAAUCAAUGGCUGACUUUUUCGACAACAUGUCCUUCAUGGAUUCCUCCCUUAUGGUCCACCCGGGCGCGGGCGACAGUGCGGGGAGGCUGCCGCCGGUCGGCGCGGUGCUGAAGGACGGGAUGACGGAUGAGGCGAGGGAGGCGACUGACGGGUGGUGGUGCCGGGGCGGAGCGGACUGCAUCGCCUCGGAGAUCCCGGCCGCCGUGGAGGCUCUGAGCUUCCACGGGUGCCGGGUUUCUGUGGCGGAGGCCUGGAGCAAAGCGCGACAGCUGGAGGGGGAGGCGGGACGGGAGGCCGCGGUGGAACUCACCCUCCCCUUGGCUGCUCAUCGCCAAGCUUCCAGCUUCACCCAGGACGGCCCCUGUCAGCCACAGCUGGUGCGGCGGAGGAGAGAGGUGAUGGAGCGUCUGGCGCUCCGAGGAGUGUUUGGAACGCCGGCCAACAGACCGGCGGCUGCUGUUGACUACCUGCCGGCCCUUCGCACCAUCUGCCGGUCGGAGCAGCUUAAGGAGCAGGGCAAAGUGAAACGGAGAUUCCUGCACUACCUCGACGCCAUCCACCUGGGUCUGGACAAGAGGACUCACCAGCAGCUGGCCGAAGACUUCCCCUGAUGCACGCGGAGCAUCACACGUGUCUUUACGGCCUUCCCAGUGAUCGCACCUCUACGGGACGCGCUUUCUGGGAGAAGGAACAAUUUCACAGUCGGUGCUGUGGCACAAUGAUGAACACUGAGGCCGUUUUGUCUCGUUUGGCGAUCAUUGGGGCGUUGAUGUGACACAAAGAGCUGGUCCGAGCCGCGUGUGACAUUUUGGUUUCACGCGUCUCUUCUGAGACGGAAAUGAUUGAAUACCGACGGUAUUUUCACCUGAAAACCACCUCAAACGCCGGCUCAUUCAGCACAUCAUAUGGCGCUUUCAAAGAAUGCACUAAACAUGAAUCUACUCUAUAUGAUUUUUGGAAUAUUAAGCUGAGUGUUUAAAGAGUGUCUUUUUUGUACAGUAGUGUUUUGUGUGUCAAAGCCACUUAUCAAUUUGCUUUGCUCUCGCAAAGUGUUUCUAUCUCGUAGAAAUGUAUUUUGAGAAGCGUGAUUUAAUAUACAUGACAUGGAAAAUGGACACUGUGUGAGUGUUUGUGUACGCUUUCAUUUGCCUACAUGACCCAGUAUAGAUGCACUCAACUUUUAGAAGUUCAUAACAGGCAGGUGGGCUCUAUUCGUCAGCCCUAAAUCACUUUCGCAGGGAGGUUUCAGUUGAUCUUUUUUCCCGUCUUAAAUAUCUACACAUGGUUCACAGUGGGUAUCAGUUGUGACCAACUAAAGGUUUAUAACAACUAAAUAAAGAAAUAGGCUUAC